AUGGUGGAAGUCUUGAGCUUCAGUGCCCUUCCUGCACGUACUUUGGCUGCGUACAGCAAUAUCCCAGAUGAGGGAGCCCUAGUGGAUCAGGUUGAAACAUUUUCGCAGUACAUCCGAAGGGAUAUUUGCGAAGUAUCCGAGAUUUAUCAACCACUCGAUAUCAAACUCGUACGCCAAGCAUUGAAGUUGUUGGCCAUGUUUAUCUAUGAACCGAAGUUCUCCUCCCGACUCCCCGACGAUCUCAAAGUUUUCGUGAUCGAUCACGCAAUCGCCUCUCUUCAAAACCCGAAUGUACCGAAAACGGUUGCAAUUGAGUAUAUGCGUGUAUUAUCCAUGCAAAAAUGUUCGCCAAAAGUUAUGACAAGCAAUCGAGUGACGCUCUUGUUGUCUGUACUCAAGGACAUAACGAACCGUGUUGAAGGCAAGGCCGUACUUGCCCAUCGUCUAGCAAUUUACAGAGAACUCCUACUCCUACCGCAGUCAACAAUGGCGUCUCAAGCUGACUUGUGGAUGGAUCAUCUUAUAACGGCACUCCUUCAUAAGUUAAAAGAUAUACGAACAAGAGCGAUCAAAUUUGUCAACCAGGCUUUUACGAGUUACCAUAGACUCCUCUAUUAUGCUUUUCGGCCCUCGACCUCUCAUAGUCGUUUGGCCUUCUUCUGGACAAUUUACAUUGGGAAUCCGUUUUCAGGAAACCUGAAUUCCGACCCAACUAAUAAUGAACGGUUAUGUCGGAUAUUGUCUUAUCUACUCUGGAAUCAGCAACCAAAGAUUUGGGAAGAAGAUAAAAUCGGGAUUAUCAAGGAGACAACUCUUGAGCCCGAGGAUCUCCCAAGACUGGACUGUAGAUGGAUUCGAUCUCGGCUCCCAAUUAUUCUUCCAGUCUUCAAAUCUCUCUUCAGGUCUUCAGCUUGGAAUGGCGAUGAUAUAGAUAAGUCAGGUAUCGGACUCUCAUGGACAAAUCUUUCAAGGGCCUUGAGCGAUGCUAGCAGUAAUGAGAUCACGCCCUCAUCGGAAUCGAUGCAAGCAAUAGCCAGUAUUCUUGGGACUUUGCAACGCGUCUGGAGGACAGCACCUCUAUCUUUAAAUGCGAACGGGGAUACUCGAAAUGAUACAUUCUAUAAACGUUUCCAAUUCCUUUUGACAACCGUGGUCUCGUCUACUGGGCCAACCAUAUUUACCGACAAGUUAUUUGCACAAAUAUCUCAAGACAGGUUUCAAACUGCUACUACUCCUGCACACAAUCGACAAUCGGUAGAUAACAAUGUCAAAUCUCCUCUACUUCACUUACUUCACUUGAUUACGUUUUCGCCAUUACCAUCAUCGACAAUCAGCCCCGCUUAUUUUCAACUGCUACAUGUUAUAAUCGAAAUGGGUGUUCAAGGAAAAACAUCGAGAUAUGCUAAGCUUGAAGUACUUCGUCAAUUCACAGAUCUAUUGUUAGAGCAAUCAGGAAAUGUUUCGAAUGUCAAUUUGGAAUGUUUGUCCAACUGCCACCAUGUAUGGCAAUCUAUAGCAAAGCUGGCUAAAGGAUACCUCCUGGCUUUUCCCAUGAGGACUGAAAUCAUGAAACGUGAUGGUUCGGCGCCAAAUGAUUACGAAAACGUAAUUGCUAUUCUUGUUGCGGGAUCCCGUUUUGAGUCAUCAUUUUCGGAGUGGUCCAUACUCCUUGAUUCGUUCAGCUCUGUUGUUCGAGCCGAAAAGGGUGAAGCUGUUUUGACUGGUAUACUUGAGACACUGUCAGAGACCAUCAGUUCCCAACCUCUAGCGGCUGUUGCUGGUAAUUGCGCAGCUCUCCUAGACUUACUCAAAUUCACUUCCGUCCAAGAGCAGCCUCCAUCCCCGACGCAUCCCUCAAUUAACAAAUCGCCAUUUGCGUAUCGCCAAAUUCAACACCAUUCUGGCAACAAGUUAAUUGAACUGACUGGCAAGGUGCUGAAAGAGAUUUAUGUGGAGUUAGCCGGGGCUGAUCAUAGUCGCAUCGUUAGAUUUUUAGCCUCUACGACUAAACUUAUUGAUCGAUGUCCAUCGUCGUUCGGCCCAAUAUUGCUUAGCGAGUUACAGGAUUCUUUAGGUCUAUGGAUAACUGACCGUGAUGGUGUGCUUACUAGUCGACCAGAUGUGGGCAAUAACAUCAGUGCUUCAAUUGAUCUUUCCUCUCCUGACUUCCUGAGCUCUCAAGAAGACAUGGUCGAAUCCGAAACCCCAAUUAAGCUUCUCGACAGCACAAGCAAGAUUUACAAAGCCUUUUCUCCUUCUCCUGCACAAAGCACAAUACCUUCCAGCACAAACAAAGCUUGCCGUCGCAAAAGGAGCACUCCAUCGACGUCCAAGCUGUCAACACCCAAGCCACGACUUCGCCAUGAUGAUUCACAGAUUCGAUUUGUCCCUGUUGACUCCUCCCCCACACCUGCUGCCGUUGGUGAUGCUCAGGUGCUGACUGACCAUCAAAGAGAAGUCAGAGAUAGGCAGCGAGGGGAGACUGCGAGGCAGUAUCCAGGUCUUCGUUCCUCUGACUCGCAGCUUGAUCGGGAUACAAGCUAUCCACUGCUCCCGGCGAAGCUUGGAGGCUUUAAGAACGAGGAAAAUGCUCUGCCAAGCCCUGUGCUUCACCUUCCAAUCGAGGGCAAUGAGGAGAACUUCCCUGAUUGUUCGCCAACUUCAACUCCCGAAACCUCAGUGGUGCAACUUGAUCAAAUGGUCAAAUCGCCCUUAAUAUCUGUUUUAGAUAUCGCUGGUCGACAGUCUGAGGACCCUCCUUCAUCCCCUCCUCAAAUAUCGCACCACGAAAAUCGGAGCAUAGAAGCGUCCGAAACCCAAAGAAUUCGUGACGUUAAAAAUCAGGAAAUCGUUAUGAGUGACGACCUGUCUUCCCCUCCAAGGAGUUCCCCGACACCAACUAGCGGUAACCCUAGUCAUCGGCGUAGCAUGUUCAGCUCUCGGAAAACAGCGGAAUGGAAAGCGACAAGGACCAACAAGGGGGAUUAUCCAUCAAUCUUCCCAACUCAAGAUGCUGAUCUAGUUCCGUCAGAGGAAAGUGAGAAUAAGGGACACUCCAACAGCUCGAAUCCGAAUAGUCCUGUCUCAAAUAUUGAAGUCGAUAGGAUUGAUAUUAUUCCAGACUCAUUCAGCAAUGAUCUUGAAAGACAGAUAGCGUCUCAACUCGAACAAGACCUGGAGUUGUCAAUGGAUAUGGAAGUGUCAAGCAAAGGGACGCCAGAACCGAACACUUCAAUUGUGACGCGAUCGAUGAAGCGAAAAAGGGAUGACAAGCCUUCACACGAGCGUGAUCGCAUCAAACGAGUCUCUCUAAAUAGACGAAGUAAAGUUGUGGAAAAUACCACUUGCGGAAAUGAGGUUGUACCGUCGAAGCGACCGAGUCGAUCAUCACGGAGAAAGACGAAUUCAAUUCUCGAUUCUGCGAAAAUUAUCAAACCCUCGCCAGAGAUUGGGAAACCGGCCCAUUGUCCAAACCAUCGUAAGUCCAAGAAACGAAGGUCUCUGCGCCUGAGCGGCCAGCCAGCAUUACCAGCACUCUCGGUUGAGCAAAGUGACGAGCAAAUGGCCCACCAAAUGUCACUUGAUCCGGAAAUGGCAAAAAUCACGGCAGCAGAUGUAGAAAUGAGCAAUCAAACCGACCAUCCUAUUUCCAAAGAAGGGGAUCUUGCAGGUUCAACGGAACAGGAAACUCGAUCUGGCAAGCCUGAAACUUCCGGAGCUGGCAUACUUGCUUCUCUACGUUCAGUUCUAGGAUCGAUCAGGACGGUAACAUUUGGGAGACGCGUGCUUCGCGAGAUUGAAGAUGUGAUGUUUGAUAUCAAAGUGGAAGCGCAUGAUGCUGAAAGGCGACAUUAUGAAAAUGCUUAA
Molecule: messenger RNA, 3867 nt
Organism: Histoplasma mississippiense
Lineage: Eukaryota; Fungi; Ascomycota; Eurotiomycetes; Onygenales; Ajellomycetaceae
Exons: 6
Coding region: 1-3867 (1288 amino acids)
Biological process (GO): telomere maintenance
Cellular component (GO): nucleus
Source: RefSeq, a predicted model, not a curated record